UCCCCUCUCCUCGUCCCCUCUCCCGACUCCUCUCGUCUCUCGCCUCUUCGCCUCUCUUCUCUUCUCCUGCCUGCCCCUCCCUCCUCGCGCUCCAUCGACAACGAGCACCUCGUCUUGUUCUUGGUCUUGGCUUUUGGUGUGGCGACGUUGGGUAGUGUGAUUAUCUUGUUCUCGCUGGCAGGAGAUGGCCUGUACGCAGGAGAACGCCAUGGCAACCGACGAAAGCACGGCGGAUCAUCGCGGGAGUCGUCCGAGUUCCCACGACAUGGAUUUAUCAGGGGAUGACCACGUGCCAAAGGCACGCAAGCCGUACACCAUCACGAAGCAGCGGGAGAAGUGGACCGAGGAAGAGCACAAGCGCUUCCUGGAGGCCCUGCAGCUGCACGGCCGCGCCUGGCGCCGCAUACAAGAGCACAUAGGCACCAAGACGGCAGUGCAAAUCCGGAGCCACGCGCAGAAGUUCUUCUCUAAGGUCACCAGAGAGUCGUCCGGGAGCUGCAGCGGCUCGGGCGCCGCGGCCGCGACGGCGACGGCGGCGAUCCAGAUCCCCCCGCCGCGGCCCAAGAGGAAACCGACGCACCCGUACCCGCGCAAAGCGGACGACGGCGCGGCGGCCGGCGGUAAGCACGCCCCGGGGCUCACGCAUCUGGAGAGGCCUCCCGUGCGGAUGGGCGAGCAGGAGGAAGGGUCGCCGACGUCGGUGCUGACCGCGUCGCGGGUCGAGGCCUCCGGUGGCCGCUUCUCCUACAACUCCAGCGGCAGCAGGUCGCCGGUUCCGUCGGCCGCCGGCUCCCUCUACGGCUCGUCGGUGGACAGAGGGGACGGCUGCCUCUCGCCUAAUACGACUAAGGCUUCAGAGUUCACUGCAAAUGGUGAUGUCAAAGAGGGGUCAUGUACAGGAUCAGCGACAUCAGUCCUUAAGCUAUUCGGCAAGAAAGUCGUGGUGAAUGAUUCAUUCCAGAAGCCGAAUACCAGCACCGGCAACCCGCAGAAUGGUGGCGACGUCGGAACUGAAGCUUCAGACGAUACAACCACACAAGGAAGCAGAAACCUACCUUCUGGCGGUGCCACAGAAGGAAGCUCAUGGAAUCCAUGGCCGAGCAGCAUGCAGCAGUUUGUGUAUUUUGUUCCUCAACCGGAUGGUUUCGCCACACAAUCUGCGGUGCCAUGGUUUGGCACCCUGCCUGGUGCAAUGUUCUACCAGCAAGCCAUGGCUCCAAAUCAGCACCAGCGCCAUCGCUCAGAGACCGCAGACCACAAGUUCAUGCAGAGGGAAGGAUCCUGGACAGGAUCAAACACUGGCCCUGGAUCAGCUGCGCAUAAUUCAGAUGCUGCCGACUCCCGAGGGAGAGGAAACAGCAGUGAGAGCGACAAAACGCCUGUGCCGCGGUUAACAAAGUGCGAGAGCUCUGUUUCGGUCAGUCUGCAAAGAGGUUUCAUGCCAUACAAGAGAUGCGCGGCCGAGAGCGAAUCGCUGCGGUCGGAGGCGCCCAGAGAGGAGACCGACGGUGAGUUGACGAGGCUGUGCUUGUGACAGCCGAAGAUUCGACACGCUCUUCACAGUUUAGAUGUUUGCUAGUUUUGCUCUAGACUCUUGAGCUGGUGGUGUGAUCUGCAGUGGGAAGAAGCGACCACUCAUCCUGCUGGUUUUGCCUGUCGGUAUGUCGCACUUCUCCGAAGCAGCUCGAAGCCGCAUUAGAUUGAGCAUUUCUGGUUCUUGCUCGUGAAUAUAUAUAGUUGGAAUAUGUAGUAUCCAUGUUUUUGUUCUCUACAGAGUGUCUCUGCAGUUUUUCCCCCAAAUCGGGAGGCUCAGAGUUCAGUGUUGUUGCCUGUAUCAACCUGGGCCUGAGAGAGGGUUGUCGUAGUCUUAACUGCAUGUUGUAAGCUAGGCAGGCUUGUAUCACUCUGUAGUCUGCAUUCUGUAAAACAUAUGAUAGGCAGAAGACGAACAAAAACGUCGAAUGCUCUGUAUAUCUAAAGUAUAACAUAAUAUACCUGGACUUGGGUCUGUGCAUUCAUCUUC
Molecule: messenger RNA, 2023 nt
Organism: Aegilops tauschii subsp. strangulata
Lineage: Eukaryota; Viridiplantae; Streptophyta; Magnoliopsida; Poales; Poaceae
Molecular function (GO): DNA binding
Source: RefSeq, a predicted model, not a curated record